Molecule: messenger RNA, 822 nt
Organism: Lycium ferocissimum
Lineage: Eukaryota; Viridiplantae; Streptophyta; Magnoliopsida; Solanales; Solanaceae
Product: zinc finger CCCH domain-containing protein 56-like
Exons: 1
Coding region: 1-822 (273 amino acids)
Molecular function (GO): metal ion binding
Source: RefSeq, a predicted model, not a curated record
AUGUCUAACGAUAAGCACAUUCUGCUGCGAGCAGCGGAGAAUGAUGAUCUGGAGUUUUUUGAGAAAGUGUUGAGUUUGGAGAUGGACUUGAGUUUAGGAAUGGACGUCGAUGCCGUGCAUGACCAUGAAGGCGUGUCUAGGACACCUUUCAUGGUGGCCUGCAUGCACGGCAGUAUAGGUGUAAUCAGGUUGCUACUGUCUAGGAAGAAGGUAUUCGUCGAAUACAAGAGCAGUGACGGGAAAACUGCGAUCGAUUGGGCUAGGGAAAGGAGUUUGCCUCAGGAUGUGAUCCACGAUAUAAUAUUAGCUGCGAGGGAUUGGUUGAUAAACAACUACAAAAUUACCCCCUGUCCCACUACAUGCGGACGCUCAACAUGUCCAUUCUUGCACACCGGGGAGUUGAAAAGAAGAGAUCCGAAUAGAUAUGGUUAUUCGGCAGCAUUGUGCAACUACUUUACCGAAAAACGUUGCAGAGAUGGGGCGAUGUGCCAAAAUGCGCAUGGGAAGAUUGAGAAGGAUUACCACCCCGACUUGUUUAGGACUCGGAGGUGCUACUGGGGAGAACAAUGUUCCAGGAAGGGCAUAUUGACUUGUAGUUUCGCACACUAUGGGGAAGAAGGCAUCUUGAGAAACCGAGCUCCUAGACAACCUAACCCUGUUCCUGACCGAGCUCCAGGAAGACGAGCUCCUGGAAGAGUACCUCUGCCCGAGAAUGAUUUUGUUUCUAUCCCGUCACUGAAUCCCAGCUAUUUCUCAACAGUAGCAGGGCACUGGGAGAUCAUCCAUGAGCCACUGUAUGAGCAACCAUGGCAUUUUCUUUGA